AUGUCUACACCACUCUCUACCAAAAAAGCUCUGCGUCGUGAAAUAGCCGCCAAGCUUUGUGGUCUAAGCAAGAAUGCUAUCCAUUUGCAAUCUCAGAGACUGUGUGCUCGUCUUGCAACUGCAUCUUGGUUGCAAGCUACCGAUCACGUGACUGAAAGUCAAGCAAAGAUGAUAGGCUCCACAGAAUCUUCUCUCCAUAUAGGUUCGUAUAUGGCAAUGCCUGUCGAAGCUAACCUUGCAUCAUUACAUAUGGCAUUGCUGACUUCUGGAUGUGUACUUCAUUUACCACGCUGUGAAGGCCGUAAACUACAUUGGGGAAGCGUGAAAAACGUGACCGAGCUACAGUCGUUGACACCACGUGGACGUUAUGGGAUCUGUGAACCUAAGACAGCUAUGGAACAUGUACCAUUAGAUAUUGUACUAGUUCCAGGUGUAGCAUUUACUAUAAAAGGUGCACGUCUUGGUCAUGGGGCUGGCUACUAUGAUUCUUGGCUUAAUGACUAUCUUGCACGACAUGGUUCAUUACCAUUAUUAGUAGGUGUUGCGUUAGCUGAACAGCUUGUAGCACAACUGCCACAGGAGCCACAUGACGUGCGUAUGGACUAUGUAGUCACUGGAGAUGGUAAGCUAUAUGAUUGUAAGGCCAUUAAGUAG
This is a messenger RNA of Henningerozyma blattae CBS 6284, 654 nucleotides long. RefSeq names its product 5-formyltetrahydrofolate cyclo-ligase (gene FAU1). NCBI's taxonomy places the organism in Eukaryota, Fungi, Ascomycota, Saccharomycetes, Saccharomycetales, Saccharomycetaceae. Gene Ontology annotation, biological process: tetrahydrofolate interconversion; folic acid-containing compound biosynthetic process. The transcript has a single exon. Gene Ontology annotation, molecular function: 5-formyltetrahydrofolate cyclo-ligase activity. The record is from RefSeq and is a predicted model, not a curated record. Bases 1 to 654 code for a protein of 217 amino acids.